UUGCCAAAGGUCCGGCUGCUGACGUCGGAGAGCGCCCGCUCCUGUCAAUGAAGGCAGCGGCAGCCUGGGGACGGUCUGGCAACGAGGCUACAGACGUCAUCGCCUCCUGUUGGACGCGGGGGGUGUCCGAGCAGCGGCUCCGGCUUAAAGGAAAACUCUCCAAGUUCCAGGCAGCCGCGGAGAGUCGUUCCUGAGAGCCCAGGCACCCCCAGAUGCCCAGUGUGCGCGGCACACGGGCUGGCACACGCGCGCGCGCACACACACACGCACACACACGCGCGCACACUCGCACUCCUGUUCUGCAUAGAUGUGUGGGUCCAAACUUGCGGCAGCACCGAGAGAAUGGGCUGAGAUGGACCGGUCCUCCUUGGCGCCUGGAGGGCUCAGCGCGGCUUCCCUCGACACCCCCAGAUGGAAGGGAGGGAAAGAAGACCGUGACACCCCGUUUAGAGUUGUCCCCCCCUUUUCUGAGAAGAUCGGCGCGAAAGCCGGGGUGCCCGAAGCCUUUGGAAUAUGCCUGCUUGGCGGAGCCGAAGCGAGCGUUCUUGGAGAGGUCCCGAACUUGGGCCACCGGCCUCGCCUGGCAACUCGGUUUGCGCAGUUUUCGUCGGAGCCCUGGACCCGCCGCGCUCCCGCCCGGCCGGCUGGCGCCGCCACCCCCACCUUUUCCCUCUUCCUUUUUCAAAGGCACGAACUUGAAAUGAAGCGGAGACCAGGUCCGCGCCUCAGCACACUUUGGCGGCGAGACACCCGGCUGGCUGUAUCUCCACCCAUGCUAGCUGAUGAACUUUCUCCCCUCACGGCUGCCCUGGCUUCCCCGUGGGGACACGUGCCACACACGUCCUGGCUGCACCUCGAAGAUCCAGUCCAGCACAGCGCUGCCCUUGGCCUUGGCCGAGCUGCCUGUCUGGCCCCGUCUAACGGCCUGAGGACUGAAUUAUUCAGGAAUGAGAAAAGGAAGAAGAGAAAGACGGAGAGGGACGAAGGGUUUUUGCAUGCUGAUUUUGUGCUCCGCUACCUUGCUGACUCUUGUGUCGUUUACAUUUGUUGUUCAGAUUAUUUUUUCAAGCGUCCCAGGUAGUCAGUUACAAAUAAUGGUGAUUUGAGCUUCCCUUCCCACGUGUGAUGCCUUUAUCUUCCUCAUCUGACUGCACUGCCUGAUACUUCCAGAAUGUCACUAAAAAAUGCUGAUAAAGAC
This is a messenger RNA of Herpailurus yagouaroundi (jaguarundi), 1198 nucleotides long. RefSeq lists its product as uncharacterized. The record is from RefSeq and is a predicted model, not a curated record. Bases 308 to 1081 code for a protein of 257 amino acids. The transcript is spliced from 2 exons. NCBI's taxonomy places the organism in Eukaryota, Metazoa, Chordata, Mammalia, Carnivora, Felidae.